AUGGUAGAUGAUAAUUCUAAUUUUUUCCACACGUAUCAUGUAGAUGAGUUGGGGCGCCUACAAGAUGUGCUUUGGGUAGAUGCAAGGAGUCGGGUCGCGUACGAGGAAUUUGGUGACGUAGUUGUUUUUGAUUCCACAUACCUUACGAAUGAAUACAAGUUACCAUUUUGUAACUUUGUUGGGGUGAAUCACCACGGUCAAACAAUUUUGUUUGGCUGUGCACUGUUAUCCCGUGAGACUUCAGAAACUUUUGUAUGGGUAUUCUCAAACUGGUUGCGGUGUAUGGGCGAGAAAAAGCCCAUUGGGAUUCUUACUGAUCAGGACCCGGCAAUGAAGAAAGCGUUGAAGCUGACCAUGAAGGAAAGCACUCACCGAUGGUGCAUUUGGCACAUUACUCAGAAAUUUGGAAAGAAAUUGGGCAAGCUCCCUAAUUAUCCAGCUUUACAUGAUGACCUCGAGAAUGCAAUUUAUGACAGCCUAGAUUGUGAAGAGUUUGAGAGUAAUUGGCAAACAGUGAUCAAGAAACAUGAAAUAGAAGAUGAUGAAUGGCUAACAGGUUUAUUCUUGUUUAUUGUUUAUGUUCUGGUCUCUCUGUUCUGUUCUGUGUGUGUACUUGGUUGUGUGUGUUUUGUGGGUGUUUCCAAUGUGGAGGACCUUCUGAUUUCAACAAGAUCUACUAGUGAGAAAAGGGCUGAUGACAAUAAUGAGAGGUAUGUUCGACAAGCGUAUAGUGACUUUCCAGCUGAAUUGGUCUUCCAGAUGGUCUACAUAGAUGCCAAAUUCAAGGAGGUGCAAAGAGAGUGCAGUCGCGUAAUGUAUGUUAGUGAGAUUCAUAGAAACAAACUUUCUGAUAAUGUGACUGAACACAUUGUGGAGGAUCGAGUUUGGUAUAAACCUAAAAAUUGUAGGAAGGAGAAACCUUCAAAGAUGAAGAGGGAGUAUAAGCUUCUGUAUGAUAGUUCAAGUAAAGAAGUGUCUUGUGAAUGUAGGAUGUUUGAUUGUGCUGGCAUCAUUUGUCGCCACAUGAUAAAGGUGUACGAGAGGAUUAAUUUCUUUGAAAUCCCUGAUAAAUACAUCUUACGGAGGUAG
This is a messenger RNA of Chenopodium quinoa (quinoa), 1089 nucleotides long. RefSeq names its product protein FAR1-RELATED SEQUENCE 5-like. The transcript has 3 exons. Gene Ontology annotation, biological process: regulation of DNA-templated transcription. The coding region runs from base 1 to 1089 and encodes 362 amino acids. Gene Ontology annotation, molecular function: zinc ion binding. NCBI's taxonomy places the organism in Eukaryota, Viridiplantae, Streptophyta, Magnoliopsida, Caryophyllales, Amaranthaceae. The record is from RefSeq and is a predicted model, not a curated record.